UCAUAAUUAAAAAAACAAGAGUCGCAGCCUCUGUAUUUCUUGACUCUGUGUAUGUGAUAGUUAUAGUGGGCAAAAUAGCUGGCAGGUUAAUAAAUUGCUCUUUGUGCUUUCAAAUGACUGCUGCCGCCGCCAACAACAGACAGCCGCUCACAACCGAAAUAUUAUUCACUAGUUCAUUUGUGAUGUAACUGCCAGACGAAGACAGCCUCUGGGAAGCAGUUAGACACCGCCUUUGGUACACUGCCAUCCCUGUAAUUAUAACCAAGCUUUAGCUGUGCUCUUAUGUCUCGUCCAGCCGGCAGGAAUCCACGAAGAAAUAUCAAAAGAUGUCCGGUGCUGCCAACGGUCGCUUCAUGUAUUUCGCUUUUGGGAGCAACUUGUUGAAGGAAAGACUGCACCUGGCAAACCCCUCGGCGAUAUUUUGCUCUACCGGCCGACUGAAGGACUAUGAGUUGAAUUUUGGCCUGUGGGAGAAACAUGCGGACAACACUUGGCAUGGUGGAGUGGCCACCAUUGAGUCCCGUCCUGGCGCAGAAGUGUGGGGGGUAAUCUGGACUUUGAGCAACGAAAACCUCGGCAGCCUAGACAACCAGGAAGGGGUGAGCCUGGGAAAGUACUCUCCACUGGAGGUUUCAGUGGAGACUGACAAAGGAAUGAUGCGCUGCAGGACUUAUCAGAUGAACAAUUUCCAUGCCUGUCCUCCCUCUCCUCAGUACAAACAGGUGGUGUGUCUGGGUGCAGAGCAGAACGGACUCCCGGUGCACUACUUGAAGUGGCUGCAGGCCAUUCAAACCAACAGCUACAGCGGCCCCUCAGUCCUUGAUCAAAUCAGACCAGUUAUGAAAUAGAGAUUAAAUGUUCAGUUGACAAAAACCUUGUGUUUUUGUCACGUUAAGUAUUUUGACCAAAGAAAAAGGUCCACUUACUAGCAGUUUCCAGAGCUUUCAAUCGCAUUUCACUGUCUUCAUUAUUACCUUAAUCAAGUAUUAAUAAUAUAAUGAUAGCAAUUAAAUGAUACUACUGUAAUAUGUAAUGGUGAUGAAGACUGUGGGAUUCAGUUAACAGAAUGUGGAAAAAGCUAGUAACUGGACCUUGAGUUAAGAUUUUCUAUUUCUAAGGUCAAGACUGAGAAACUGUCAGUUAUUAAAUUCAACUGGCACCACUGCAGCCAGAAGCUAAUAACGGACACACUUAAUGAUGAGACGUUUUGCUGGACCCAACAGAAACCUUAUCUUUUAUUUCAAGCUGCUAUCAAGCAAUUAAGUUGAGAAAUAUGUUGACAAAUGUAUUGAUUUUUUUUAAGCCAUCAAAAUGGACUAAAAUGUAUGUGGCAGGCAGAAAAUUGUAUCAUUUCAGAAUUUCUCAGGGGAACAUUAAACACCCUUAAGACUCCA
Messenger RNA from Siniperca chuatsi (mandarin fish), 1394 nucleotides. It is a transcript of the gene ggcta, whose product is annotated as gamma-glutamylcyclotransferase a. The transcript has 4 exons. Bases 327 to 848 code for a protein of 173 amino acids. The record is from RefSeq and is a predicted model, not a curated record. Gene Ontology annotation, molecular function: gamma-glutamylcyclotransferase activity. NCBI's taxonomy places the organism in Eukaryota, Metazoa, Chordata, Actinopteri, Centrarchiformes, Sinipercidae.